CUAAAGCUGUGGGAGUCCCUUCCAGCAAAUUUGUUAUGGGAGUUUUUUGCUGAGUGUUUCAAGGAAAAUGAGUGGCUUUAAAACCUUUUUGAGCGUAAAUUUUGUCUUCCUCGCGGUGCAAUGGAGUCUGGUUUGUUGCGAUAUAACGGAUGGAAACGCCGAACAUCUGAAGAGAGAGCAUUCGUUGAUGAAACCUUAUCAAGGUGUUGGCAGUCAGUGGGACUUUGGGGGAAGCACACUGGUGACCAGCUCAUACGUCCGACUCACUCCAGACGAAAGAAGCAAGGAGGGAUCCAUCUGGAACAUUGUGCCUUGUUACCUGAAGGACUGGGAGAUGCACGUGCAGUUUAAAGUUCACGGGUCGGGGAAGAAAAAUCUCAAUGGCGACGGCAUUGCUAUCUGGUACACAAGGGACAGGCUGCAUCCAGGCCCUGUGUUUGGAAACCAAGAUCACUUUGUUGGCCUGGCUAUAUUUGUGGAUACCUUCCGCAAUGACCUCCAUGAAAUGGAUCGCUCCUUCCCUUACAUUUCUGCCAUGGUGAACAACGGCUCUGUGAGCUACGAUCACGGGAAAGACGGUCGCUCUUCGGAGCUGGGGGGCUGCUCGGUUGACAUCCGAAACAGAAUCCAUGACACGUACCUCGCCAUUCGCUACUCCAGAGGAAGACUGACCGUGAUGGUCGACGUUGAUGACAAGAACGAGUGGAAGGAGUGCAUCGACAUCGGAGGGGUUCGUCUUCCUACCGGAUAUUUUUUCGGUGCGUCUGCAGCAACAGGAGAUCUUUCAGAUAACCAUGACAUCAUCUCAAUGAAGCUUUACCAGCUGAUGGUGGAACACACCCCCGAGGAGGAGAACCUGGACUGGACCAAAAUUGAGCCCAGUGUCAGCCUGCUCAAGUCCCCGAAAGACAACAUCGACGAUCCGACGGGGAACUUCCGUGGCACGCCCCUCACGGGAUGGAAGGUCUUCCUGCUCCUGCUGUGCGCGCUGCUGGGCAUCGUCGUGUGCGCCGUGGUGGGGGCGGUGGUGUUCCAGAAGAGGCAGGAGAGGAACAAGAGGUUCUACUGAGACGGUGGGAGGAACUGUUCUACAGAACAGAGCGAUGUGAACUUUUUCUGCUGACGAUUGUACAAAUGUUUAGAGCUUCUGAAGCGCUGCGUUCCCUGUGGGUUCUGGUGACUUGUGAUGAGAGCGUGUGGGUUGGAGGUGACGUCAUACCGAUUGUGUGUUUUUUUUAUGUUUCGGGGGUUGAAAUAGACAAACCUGGAAGUCGGUUCUUUAACGAGCGUUUGCACCAGCUUGUUGUCUCCUGUCCCGUUUGAGUCUGCAGAUCAUGAUUUUAGAUUCUCAUUCCUGUCGUCACUGAACAAAAAGGGAAUCUGUGCUCGAACCGUGAGAACAGAGAAACGACUCGCCGAUGUUCCGCCGCAGCCAUCGUCCAAACGAAGCUGGUUUUAGUCUCCUGCGAGUCCGUGAGAGGACAGACCU
Molecule: messenger RNA, 1489 nt
Organism: Nematolebias whitei (Rio pearlfish)
Lineage: Eukaryota; Metazoa; Chordata; Actinopteri; Cyprinodontiformes; Rivulidae
Gene: lman2
Product: lectin, mannose-binding 2
Exons: 8
Coding region: 68-1069 (333 amino acids)
Biological process (GO): endoplasmic reticulum to Golgi vesicle-mediated transport; endoplasmic reticulum organization; Golgi organization
Cellular component (GO): Golgi membrane; endoplasmic reticulum-Golgi intermediate compartment; endoplasmic reticulum membrane
Molecular function (GO): D-mannose binding
Source: RefSeq, a predicted model, not a curated record